CCCGGUAGGCAGCCCGGCGGCCGGCGCGAUCCUGGCGGUGUCGGGGGGCGAGCGUUCCCCUGGCAACGCCGCCGCCCAUGGCCGAACCCCUGCAGCGCCUCUGGGAGGCCGCCCGCCGCCGCCGCACCACGGGGGAGGAGCGGCGGGGGACCCCCGGUUCCGGCCGCUACCGGACGCGCCGCCGGCUGAAGGCGGCCUCGGCUAGCACGGGGAGCCAAGACCCAGCGGCGGACAUGACGUCAGCAGAAAAGGAGUUUUUGGAAGGUGGCAACUUUUCUCCAAAAGCGGGCACCAGCAAGCUGCCAACAGAUGCAUCUCCUGACUCUAAGUGCCCCAUCUGCUUGGACAGAUUCGAUAACGUUGCCUACCUAGACCGCUGCUUGCACAGGUUCUGUUUCCGCUGUGUCCAGGAGUGGUCAAAAAACAAAGCAGAAUGUCCCCUCUGCAAACAGCCUUUUUUUUCCAUUUUCCAUACCAUUCGUGCUGAAGAUGACUUCAAGGAGUAUAUCCUCAGCCCUUCAGAAAACAGCUCCUUCGCCAGCCCUGACGGCCGGCGGUUCCGUUACCGCACCACCAUGACUGGGGAGCGCCGCGCGGCCGCCUCCCCCUCCCGCAGGACGCGGUCCCCUCCAGACAACGGGAUCCUGUUUGAGGGGCUGUCGAGCGAGCCGGUGCGGCAGCGGGACGGGGAGAUCCAGCAGAUGAUGAGGAGGCUGGCUUCCAGGAGGAGGGCGAGCGCGGAGGGCAGGUCCCUGCGGCAGAUCCAGGAGGAGGACAUGAUCAACUUCCGCAGGGCGCUGUACCGCACCGGCGUGCGCAUCCGCAGCAUCCAGGACGGCGGCCGCUACCGCGACAUUUCCGCUGAGUUCUUCCGCCGGAACCCCGCCUGUCUCCACAGGCUGGUUCCCUGGUUGAAGAGAGAGCUCACGGUCCUGUUUGGUGCCCACGGAUCUCUGGUGAAUAUCGUGCAGCACAUCAUCAUGAGCAACGUGACGAGGUAUGACCUAGAAAGCCAGGCCUUUGCUGAUGACUUGAAGCCUUUCCUGCUGAAUCGGACCGAACACUUCUUGCAUGAAUUCAUCAGCUUCGCGCGCUGCCCUUUUAACUUGGAAGCCUACGAUCAACAUGCCAAUUAUGACUGCCCUGCACCAUCCUAUGAUGAAGGAAGCCACUCAGAUUCGUCGAUUAUUACGAUAUCUCCAGACGUGGCAUGUACUCAAGGGCCGGAUAUUAGUUCAUCUGUGACUGGUCUUGAUCAGGCUCCAUGGGAUGAUGAGACUCCAGGGCCCUCCUACUCCAUUUCAGAAGAGGCUCGUGCAACCAUCGCUUCUCCUCUGGAGACAUCGGAGAGUUCUGAUGAGGACGCUGCAACAAAGAGUCAGAGAACCAAACUGCAGUCUGAGCCACCGGCUGAUGCUGACUCAAACGACACUGACUCUUCCUCAGACAAUUGUGUUAUUGUUGGGUAUGUUAAACCAUUAGCUGAGAGGACACCAGAAGUGGUGGAGCUGUCCUCAGACUCUGAGGAAUCCAUCAAGGAAGAGAAAGAGGAAGAUAUAAAGAAAGAGGAGACAGUCCCGAGUCACUGCUGGAGUGACAGUGAACCAAGCAGGAGCUUCUCACCGCAUUCUCCCACGUACAAGGAGGAUGUAGGUAGCUAUAGAAGCUGCUUGUCUCCUGCAGUUGAGAAGACAGUGUCAAAACAUAACGAGAAGAACAAAUUUAAGGUAAAAGAUCUAUCUCCACAGGGUGUGAUCUGGAGUCCCUCUUCAGGAAGUGACACACUGUGCUCCCCGUGGCAUCACAGGAAGGGGAAGUCCAGGAGCCCACAGUCCUGUUCAAGGAACAGUCGAAGCAGUCAUGGCCAUCGGUCUAGGAAGGAACAUCGUAGCAAAAGCCAACUUAAAAAGAGACAAUCAAGAAGCAGAGAUAGUAGCAAACAUCGGAGCAAAAAAAGCAGCAAGAGAUCAAGGGCUCAUGACACUAGAGUCUCUCUAAAGAGCCACAGAGGAUCUCUGAGCCAUGAGAGCACUCCCUCCAGAGAAGUAAGCAGAUCACGAUCACGUAGCAAAGGCCACAGCAAAAGAAGAUCAAGAAGCAGAGACAGUGAUCAUUACUAUGUCAGGGACAGUUACCAGAGCAGAUACCAGUGGGGUUAUGCUUUCUGUAGUCGAAAGACAUUUGGAGAUGGCUAUGAGUCCUCCAGCAGGAGGAGAACUCAGUCUAGUACUCUCUAUUCUGCUAGUCCAGAAUACAGGAUACGGUCGUUUAUUGAAAGGACAGACCCACACAGCCAGAGAGGGGUCCAUGAGAGACACUAUUACUGCUAUGAAAGGUGCAGGUCUAGGAGUCGAUCAAGCAACAGGUCAAGGACACCUUCUGGAGGAAUUGACAGAAUGAAAAGUGAAAAGCCUGGAGGAAAAAGGAAGUACAAAACUCGCCACUUAGAGAACACGUUCAUGGAGAGCACAAGUCUAGAGAGGGAAAAUGACCCCAAGAAAACUUCCUCAAAAUUCAGUGACUGCUGCAAAAAUGAAGAUAGCCUUUCAGACAAUCGAGCAAGCAGUGAGACAAAGCGUAAGAAAAAGAAAAAAAAGAUGAGGAGUCCAAGUGUGGAGAUAGUUUAUGAAGGAAAAGCAACAGACACAGCAAGACAUCUUAAAAAGAAAAAGAAAAAACAUAAGAAGAAACACCGGAAACAUCACACGAGUAACUCUGCACACUCUUCUCCAGUGGUGAUCACAAUUGAUAGUGAUAGUAGCAAGGAGCCUGAAAGCACUGAAUACGACAGCACUGUUACUUGGACAGGCACAACUCGGAUAAGUAAGGGGGAAAAUGAGUCCCCAUCUUCUUUACUGGGAAGGACAGGAUGUGGAGAUGUUUACAGAGCUGGUGAAGAAACUGGGGAACCAGCCAGUGAGAGCACUGUUCCUGCCAGGAGGGAAGUCCUAGAUGGAGAUGUCAGAAAUGCUGAUGGUGAACCUGGAGAAGCUGUGGCUUAUCAGAGUCUUCCCAUGGUGGAUGCUGGCAGCAGCACGCCUCACACAGAAACUGUCAACAGUUACGUUCCAGAAGCACCAUCAGCACCUUCCAGUCCACUGCCUUCCCCCAGGACUUCCUUUUUAGAGUGUCCAGAGAGACAACCAUUAAUACUCAGACUUCCAAAGAGACUUGUCAACAGAUCCUCCUGGUUUGAUUUCCCGGAAGAAGAAAUGUAGCAUGGUCUCCACGAACACUUCUUAAAAUUAAGAUUUUGUUUUGACUAUCUUUUUCAGGAAAAAACCACCUGUUAAUCUUAAUAGACAUAUGGGGAUUAUGUGAAACCUUUGAAUGUGUAUGCACUUUUAAGUCAAAGAAGAUAGAAUAUUGCUAGCACAUACCUUGUAAAGUUUUUCAGAAGUCUGUAAGUUCUAAUUUCGCAAGGCCAUUCUGUUUUGUUGUGGUAUGCAAAAUUUAUUCACAGAAUACUUUAAAGUUUUGUUUAAAAUAAACCACAAAAAAAUGACCCCAAAACAAAAGCCAGAAAAUAUUAUUUUAUGAGAACUGCCAGGAAAUUCAGGCUGAAUGUCAAUCUGCAUAAAGCAA
Messenger RNA from Calypte anna (Anna's hummingbird), 3585 nucleotides. It is a transcript of the gene TOPORS, whose product is annotated as TOP1 binding arginine/serine rich protein. Bases 78 to 3218 code for a protein of 1046 amino acids. Gene Ontology annotation, biological process: protein monoubiquitination; protein polyubiquitination. The transcript is spliced from 2 exons. NCBI's taxonomy places the organism in Eukaryota, Metazoa, Chordata, Aves, Apodiformes, Trochilidae. Gene Ontology annotation, molecular function: ubiquitin protein ligase activity; metal ion binding. The record is from RefSeq and is a predicted model, not a curated record.